CGCCCUGUCUUUCUACAUGUCGCAUGCAACGAAAAAAGCCAAAGCGCUAAAGUCGCUCAAAACGGCUAUUCCCCAACUCUUCCAGGAGAGUCAAAAACCUAAUGCUAACGGUCGAAGUUGUGCCGUUGAUUUGAGAAAAAUUCAAGAAGCAUGCGCACUGAAUUCUCCCAUUGUCGAGCAUCAGCAGCACGACAUCGAUCCCGAAGGCGAACUGCAAUUUAAUCUCGAAGUCAUCCGAAAUCUCAAUAAGAUACUUCCAGUGAAGAAAAAGGAGCCUACUGUCGACAGGGUCAUACGCUUCAUUGCAGCAUUUAUGCAGUAUACUCAGAGCCUAGACGUAAAGGAAACAGACGAUAUGCAAGAUGAUAAUGAAGAAGUGAUCGAAACCGUUUCCUCUCGGUUCGUUGAAUUCUUAUUAACUCACUUGUUGAAAGGCAUCACUGUGAAGGACAAGGCAGUACGCUUGCGCUGUUGUCAGAUUAUAGCCCUCAGCAUCAACUCACUUGGAGAAAUUGACGAGGACCUUUAUCAAAAGUUGAAAAAGUCACUGUUCGAACGCGUACGAGAUAAGGAAUACUCUGUCCGAAUACAGGCUGUCACAGCUCUAUCGAGAUUGCAAAAUGCGGAUGAUGAAGAAGAUGAAGUGGAUGGUCGAACUGUCAGUGAGAAACUUAUCGACAUAAUGCAACAUGAUCCAAGCGCGGAAGUACGAAGAGUGGUAUUGUUCAAUUUGGACCAAACAAAACGCUCGAUUCCAUAUAUCAUAGAAAGAGCUCGAGACAUCGAUCCCAUCAACCGACGUUUUGUAUUCAUCAAACCAAUGUCGGAAAUACCAGACUUUCGUAUGUUAUCUAUCAGUCAGCGGCAUCAACUCCUGGACGCUGGCUUAAAGGACAGAGAUGCGCUGGUCCUCAAAGCUGUUUCCAAAAUGAUAUCAAAUCACUGGAUAAAACAUGCAGAUCACAAUUUGUUGGAGUUCCUUGAGCGACUUGACGUGGUAGACAAUCCUUCUGCCCAUGGUGCAUUGGAAGCUUUCUUCGAUGCUCGACCAGAUAUCAUAGAGUCUAUCAAUUUUAAUGAUGAAUUUUGGGAUAACUUAUCGAUUGAAUCCGCAUUUCUCGCAAGAGUAUUCACAAAAUACCUUCAGAAAAAAGAGCUACAUGAAAAACUGGAUGUUGUUCUCCCAGAAGUGACUCGUCACGCCUUUUACAUACAAAAAUAUAACAACGCCUGGCAGCAAGCGAGUCGGGAGACAGAAGGGGUGUACGAAUAUAUAGUGGCUCAACUUUUGGAUAUAGCGAAAAUAUUAGACUAUGCUGAUGAAAUCGGACGGCGGAAAAUGUUCAUGCUUCUGCGCGAAAUCAUCAUGGUCCCAGAUAUCCCGGACGAUCACCUCUCAAGUAUUAUUGAGCUAAUCAAGAUCAUUUCAUUAGGCGAGCGGGACUUUACUCGCAUUAUGAUUGAGAUCAUAUCAGAUAUACGAGAGCAAGUGAAUCCUGAAGAAGAUACCGAGGUCAAUGAGUCAUCGCAGAUCCCCGCCACUCCAUCGAAGCGUAUGCGAAUGAAUAGUGACUCUGCUAGCCCUAAACCAAGCACGUCAGGGGCUCCCGAGGAAGAAUUCGACCCUGACGUGAUACAAAAGAUGCUGAUCCAAAUCAAAUGUUUGAAUAUCUGCCGAAAUAUGUUAGAGCGUAGUGAAGAGUCACUACAAGAAAAUUCAUCCAUGUAUGGCCUGUUGAAUGAAUUGAUCAUUCCAUCUGUGCAAAGCAAGGAAGUUGUAUUAAGAGAAGAAGGAUUGCAUUGCCUUGGACUUUGCUGUUGCUUGGACAAGACGUUAGGUCUUCAUAAUGUCCCACUGUUCAUACAUUGCAUCAAGAACGGUCAUACGGAACUACAACUUAAGGCAUUGAUGAUUCUAUUCGAUGUCAUCAUGACUUAUGGAUACAACACUGUAGCACCGAAAGCAGGCGGAGACCAAGAACUUCGAUCCUUAUUUCAACAUAGCUUAGACCACGAAAAUGCUGAUGUUCAAGCAGUCACCGUUCAAGGGAUUUGCAAAAUCAUGCUUUGUCGCAUGUUCAAAGAUGCUGAGAUAUUAAAAUUGAUGAUACUGCUCUAUUUUUAUCCAUCCACGGUGGACAACCAAAAGUUACGACAAUGCCUAAGCUACUUCUUGCCGGUCUACUGCUACUCUUCAAACGAUGUACAGCCGCUGAUCGUCUCGGUAUUCGUUCCCGCUUUGAUACAUCUGCUCGGCACUCACAGUGAUCUCGAAUCAGACGAAGAAAUGGUUCCACCAGCUCAGAUAGUGCAGGUCAUGUUGGAUUGGACGGAUCCACGAAAGAUCUCAGUACCUAGCGUAUUGAACAACCCCGAAAAACCAGUAGAUAUGGGCGUACAAGCAGAUUUAGCCAUCGACAUAUUGAAAGCCAUGUUUGUUGAGCAUGGACGUAAGUUACCAGUUGCAUCACAUUGUCAUCCAUUUCUUGACCUGUUAACUCUUGUAUCAUCAGAAACCCGCAAGGUAUUGUGCCAGAUUCUCCCCAAGCUCUAUAUCGACGAAGCUGGAGAAAGUCGCUUCAGAACCAUGACAUUGUUGAGUGGCAAUCUAGAACACGUAAGACGCACUUGUAAUACUCAACCCCUGCGGUCCAUAAUACUGAUCUUUCUGUUCUCUAGAAAAACCCAAUCAACGAUGCUUUGACACGUAAUGCAUUCAAUCGUUUUAAUAAGGGCCUACUGGCACAUUUCAGCGAGUCGGCGGAAGCAUUGGAUGAUGAGGAAUUAGCAAAACUGCACAACUAUGAGCAUGUGCUCGAAUUCAUUCACACUGCACAAGAAGAAUACGUAGAGCCGUCAUCUGUUGCCGAUACGCCUAUUGGGCCUAGAA
Molecule: messenger RNA, 2890 nt
Organism: Umbelopsis ramanniana AG
Lineage: Eukaryota; Fungi; Mucoromycota; Umbelopsidomycetes; Umbelopsidales; Umbelopsidaceae
Exons: 18
Coding region: 17-2704 (895 amino acids)
Biological process (GO): mitotic chromosome condensation
Cellular component (GO): condensed chromosome; condensin complex
Source: RefSeq, a predicted model, not a curated record